AUGGAAACAACCUCACCACCAGGCCAUGACGAGGCUAUGGGCAGCGCUCUUCCAUAUGCUGAUAGUCGUCUAGGAAGACUACCCACAGAGCUUCUUCAGUCCGUCAUCGAUCAUUCCUCGCACUUCCGUCUUCCCGGCAUCGCAUGCAUAAGCCCUGAGCUGCGCGCGCUUGUCGAACGACAGCUAUAUCGCGACGUGGUCCUAGGCUGGGGCUUCGCGGGAGAUCUAUGGCCAUUCUACCGGACAAUCCAGUCGCGGCCGGAUCUGUCCAGGAAGACUGAAUAUCUCGUCAUCAAAGUCGUUGAUUGCAUGAUGAGUAUCGAGGUUCCCACGCUUGGUGUUGUACCACAGGGCGCAAUGUUCCCCUCUACCAUCCGAGCAGAAAUAGAAGAAACUCGCAUCGCUUGCGCUCUUAUCUUCUGGCAAAUGACCGAGCUCGAAUUCCUUAGCUUGUCGAUUGUACAUGCCGACGAGGACGACGAUGGCAGGCCCAGGCUCGUUCCCAAGUGUUUGAGCAAACUCAUCUCCCAUUUCGAUAAUCGCACAGCACAUCUCACGACAUUCCCUGGACUACAAAAGCUACAAAGCCUCAAAUUCGAAGGCACUGAGUUCCAUUGGGUACUCGCCAAGUCCCCAGUUCUAGAGGAUAUUGUUCUCACUCGUGCCAGCUACAUCCUGGCCGACGGAGACUCUUCUGCGGAUAAUGCUGCUGUCAAAUCUCUCACAUUCCCGGUACAAUCCGCCGUUCUCAAUCCAGCUUGUAGCCACUACGACGCCUUGUCUCCCUUCCUCGCACACUUCCCUCGCUUGGAAACUCUGCGUAUGCCUUUCAACGAUGCCGACGAAGGAGUAGCCGGACCCCGUUCACACUUCAAUCUCGAUCGCGACGAUCAGGGUAGCUAUACUGUCUUAUUCCAGAAGCUCAUGUCAGUGGCGCCUGUCUUAACAAGGCUGGAACUAGACGCAUCCACUCACUGCAGUGAGGAGGACACCAGCUUUCUAGACCACGUAUUACCCGGAGAUUGCUUCCUUGUUUUCAAGGCGCUCAAGCAUCUUUUGGUACCUUAUCAGUGCCUAUUCGGACGAGGUGAGCCACAAUGGGCGCAUAUCCAGCAACCGGCGGAUGAGAUGCUGCCCCCAACUCUUGAGACCUUGAAGGUCCAUUUUCCAGAGCUGGCAUUCCUUGACUGGCUCACCACCUUGUCUUACUAUCGGAAACAGCUUCCUGUGCUGGAGCAUAUUGGUAUCGCGUGUUCAAGCUGGAUUGGAGGCUCAUAUGUCGACUUUGCGUUUACUUCGUAUCCGCACUCUGCGCUGGACGUGCUUUCCUCGAUGGGUAUUGAGUGGAGUAUCGAUGUUCCACAGUGUUGCUGGAGGCCGACAUGGGACGACUAUGAUCUCCGGGCUUGGGAUGCAGUUGCGUGGAUGGAUAGGACUUUUGGUCCUUCGUAUCGUGGUACGGUGUUUAACCCCACUCCUGGUGACGACUCGGAGCUAGACCCACCGGUAGUCGUUCUCAAAGGGCAAGCAGACAGUGGAAACGCAGUCGAAGUCGAUCCUGAUGCUCAAUACACCCCCGCAGAACUAGCCAUCCUGUGGGAAGCAAGCACUACCGUGCUCUACGAAUGA
Molecule: messenger RNA, 1629 nt
Organism: Alternaria viburni
Lineage: Eukaryota; Fungi; Ascomycota; Dothideomycetes; Pleosporales; Pleosporaceae
Exons: 2
Coding region: 1-1629 (542 amino acids)
Molecular function (GO): protein binding
Source: RefSeq, a predicted model, not a curated record